AUGAAUACGUGUUCCAUUUCUUCAGAGCAACCACAGUCCUCUAUAAAGUUUCCUUUACAAACAAGGCAAACUGCGCGGGUGAUCAAUGGCGUACAUACCGAAACAUUAAUUACGGGUUUUCGGGAUAAAAUUCUUGUGAUAAUUACGCAAUAUGGGAAAAUUGGAAGUUUGGCCUAUGUAACAUUUGACUCGCUUUCAUCAAAAUCGCUAUCAUCGUUCUCUACAAGUACUACCACUAACAUUAAUUUUCUACUUGGUGGAUUUUCUUCUUUAUAUCAAUUAUAUGCAUUACACAUUGCUACUAUAAUAGCGAACGAAAAUCCCAAUGAUAGGCGGUCUGUGGUGAUAGGGUUAGCAUUAAAGAAUGCUGUCGAUGAUAAGGACGUUGAUAAUAAAGAACUGAUUGACUGCAUUGAAUUGAUGGUUAGGGAGUGUAAGCCCAUAUCAUCUCGAGCCAUAGUAGUUAGAUCGAGAACUAGUUUUGCUAAUGAAAUUGUAAAACUUCAACUGAUAUAUUUGUAUGGUUAUGGAGAGCUUGUCCGGAUUCAAGUUAAUGUUGCGGGCGAAACUAAUUUUGAACUUGUUGAAAUUAAUUCAUCCGCAUUUAUGAUCAACGAAUUGACUUUUCACAUCCAAAAUUCGUUAUCUCCUUCAUAUGCAUCUAUCCUGUCGAUUGGAAACCAUUGCCAACAUAAAUCAUUAAAAGUAUUAUCUGGUACCGCAAGAGAUUGGAUAGUAGUUGAAGGGAAAUGGUGA
This is a messenger RNA of Cetraspora pellucida, 756 nucleotides long. Lineage: Eukaryota; Fungi; Glomeromycota; Glomeromycetes; Diversisporales; Gigasporaceae. The record is from the annotation of a GenBank genome assembly.